Naegleria gruberi is the source of this 1311-nucleotide messenger RNA. RefSeq lists its product as uncharacterized. The coding region runs from base 1 to 1311 and encodes 436 amino acids. The transcript is spliced from 2 exons. The record is from RefSeq and is a predicted model, not a curated record. Lineage: Eukaryota; Heterolobosea; Eutetramitea; Acrasida; Naegleriidae.
AUGAAAACAAGUCAAUUCAUAUGGUUUUUGGUUAUCUUGUUGGUUUCUGUUGUGGUUUAUGAUUACAACAAGACAAUGAAUGUUGACAUUCCAAAAAUGGAAGAAUCAGAAACAAUAGUUUAUCAAUCAGAUUAUGGAACUAUUCAGUAUCACAUUCUUAAUGGCCAUUUAUUGAACAAGAAUGUUACAAAGAAGGUAUUUCUUCAUCUCCAUGGAUCUCCAAGUGGAUAUGAAGAAGGUAAAAUAUUUGCAACUACUAUUCCAUCUGAUUGGGUUCUGAUUAGCCCUGUUAGAAUUGGAUAUUGUAAAACCAUGUUUGAAAAGUUUUCAGAAACUGAACGAAAGAUUAUUAAUUUCUAUAUGGGAGGAGAAACUUUCAACAAUCACACCUUUGAUUUUACCAAUAUUUCCCAUUUGCAACAAAUAUUAGAAUUGGAGGGGAAAUCUGGGAGUGAAAUUCCUUCAUUGGACUUUAUUUUGGAUUCGUCUAAUUUAUUGAUGGUUUCGUUGAUGAAUCAUUUGGUGGGUGAGAAUGCAAACUUUUCAGUGAUUGGAGUUUCUGGAGGAGGACCUUAUGCUCUACAUAUUGCCAAGAUGAAUCCUUCACGAAUUUCAAGUCUCCAUCUAAUUGUUGGAAUUGUUCGAAACAUGAUUAUUAUUAGAGGAGAAACUACGAGAAGUUUCAAAGAUUUGGAAAUUAAAUUGGAAAAAGGCAAUGACCCUUAUCUUAUCUAUGAUAAGAAAAAUGCUACUGAUUUAUUAUUGAGGUAUCAAGAAAGUUAUAGAGAUUCGUCUGAAGAAAGCUUUCGUAUAUAUUCUUGGGAUCCUUUCUUCUCCUUCCAAAAGUAUCCAAAUUUAUUAAGAUGGGGAAGUUAUGCUCUGUAUAGAAUAUUGUCCAUGAAACCUUCUUUAACUUUAUUCGUUUUUGGAGUAAGUUCUGAUUCCACCAAGUUACAAUCCCAAUGUUUCCCAAAAAUGGACGAAAACUUUACAAACCGCAAUAUUUAUAACGUUUUCCUUUUGAACUUUGCCUUCACUCAAAGAAAAACCAUUGGAUACCUUUUCGAUAUGUAUCUAUUUCUGAACAUGGCAUCUGACAGAAAGAAGUACCUUUCGUCCAUCAAAGUUCCAACUCAAAUACUUGCUUCUAUCUAUGAUAAGAAUGUUGAUUUUGAUGAAAAUGCGUUUUAUGCUUUCAAAAACAUUCCAAAUUCUAAAUUGGUAGCUUAUGGAGAUUGUGGACAUUUCUUCUUUGCCAAUCAAAUUGAAUCUGUAACUCAAAAUAUCAACAAUUUUAGAAAUAACAAUUAA